Molecule: messenger RNA, 2373 nt
Organism: Naegleria gruberi
Lineage: Eukaryota; Heterolobosea; Eutetramitea; Acrasida; Naegleriidae
Exons: 2
Coding region: 1-2373 (790 amino acids)
Source: RefSeq, a predicted model, not a curated record
AUGAGUGAAUUGAAAACCAUCAAAGAUCUGCGUUCCAAUUUCACAGCCAUCAAAAAGAUUGUUCAGGAUGGCGUUGCACAGGAACCUAAUUCAAACACUUUAGGCACAAUUAUACGCUUGUUACAAAAGUAUGAAUAUGAUCCGAAAGAAUUUUUUGGUACGGAGAAAGGCAUUGAUGAAUAUUCAAUGUUGGAAUUAAAUAUUUGUGAUGACAGUAGUGAACAGAAUAUUUGUAUGAAAACGAUACUGUUGAUUAAUUCGUUUUGGUUAUUGGAGGUGAAACUUGCUGCUAAGAAUGCAAAAGAGUUUCGGCUAUUUUUUAAUUGCAUUGAAAAGAAGGUUUUAACAAAGUUUUUUGAUUGCCUGCAACGAAUUUAUAGAGAAUCAAAUGAAGGAGAGCUUAAAGAGUUCACAAGUGGAAUGGAAAGUUUGGAGAAAUGGCAACAGUUCAUUUUACAUUUGUACAUGUGUAUGAAUAGUGACAUUUAUACUGGCGCUAAUUCCCUAAAUAAUAUAAUGACAUCACGUCCAACUAUAUUAUUAUCAUUAGUGCUUUAUCAACAUUUUUCUGAAAAGAAGGAAAAAUUCUUGAAUGAGAAUCCUGGAAAAUCAUUCAAUUUGACAAUAACUGAAAAUUAUCUCCUUUCUACUGCAAUUCUUAUUUCUGAUGAUUAUGACCUCGACGAGAUGAGUUCAGAAUUAAAGCUUACCAUGGACCACAUUUCAAAAGUGUACAUUGAAUAUUUAUACAAUUUGGUAGGGUUGACCUUUGAACAAGAUACUCCAAAUCUAGUAUCGCUUGGUAUUGUUUCUGUGGCCCAACUAUCAAUACGUAAUUGUGAUUUUGUUCAAAGAUUAAUCAAAGAUGAUUACAGAAUUAUACAAAAUACAGAAAAUUCAGUUAUUAUCACAGAAGAUUUCAUUAGUGAGAAAGUUCCAGACAUCCAAAAUAAGAAACGAAACCGUGGCGAAAGUGCUUUGGCGGUCAAAAUUAAGCUGUUAACUCUAAUUGAUAUUUUGCUAGAUGCUGAUUUUGAAGAUUUCAAUGAAAAUCAAAAGCGAUUGCUAUUUUCCAAAAAUAGUACAAUUAGAGCAAGAACUUUCCGUUCCCUUUCGGAUUUUUUCACUAAAACUAGUUAUUAUUCUGACGAUUUGAUGGAGGCAAUUAUCAAAUCACAUGAAUUGAAUUUAGAGGAGGUACCAGAUUAUUUUGACAUGUUGAGAGGAAUUGCCAAAAUUAUGACAAACGUAAAAAUUGGUGAAUCUGUUGCGGAAAGCUUCAAAUCCUUAAUAUUUACCUUAUUUGAAAACAUUUGUGUGGAAAAUUUUUUGGUCAGUUUAAAAAAAACAAAUGACGAAAGGAAGAAAAUGCACUAUAUGAACAUUGACAAAUUCUUUCGUAUGAUAGAGGUUACGUAUCUCAUGAUGGUAAAUGAUAUUGACCUAUUAGAAAGAUUGCUUGUAUUCAUUGAAAAACAGACAGAGGUUAUGAAGUGCACUUUAUCAAGUGACCUUCUUCCAUCAUUUGCCUUGACCCUUAAAGAAAUUAUCAAAUCAACUGAUAGAAAUACUCUAUUGGAGGUGUUUGACCAGCUAGAAUAUUAUCCAUUCUUGGUCAAUUUUAUUUCAUUUUACUUUGCUAAUGGUGACGCAGAUCCAAACUUUGAAAUGAGUCCAAUAUUCACAUUGUUGGGAUGCUUUAGCGAUUCCACGAUACUGCACACCCAUUUUUCCUUUGUUUCUGAGGUACUUGGCGAAGAUCAAGAUUAUAUCUAUGAUUUCUUAUUGCCAAUUAUAAUCCGUAAUGCCAUUCUACCAAAAUCUGCUUUGGAAACUACUGACCCAGACCAAGCAAUAUUCUUUGUAGAAAAGAUCAAAGAAGUUCAUUAUGCACUGAGCAGAAUAGUGAGCAAUGAUAUUUUAAUUAAUGGAGGAGUAAUCUCUUCUAUGAUAUUGCAACAAACUAUUGGUCCAAUAACUAGUAAUGCAACACAACUCAAAGCAUUCGAUAAUCUGGUUGAAUCGGAUUUACUAAACAAGUACAUGGAGAACAUGUUCUUUACCAUGCUUGCUUGUGGAAAGGAGACACUGAAACAGUUCCCCCAACUUGCCAAAAUUCUUUCCCAUCUGUAUGAUACUACAUAUUCAAAGGAAUUUCCUGAUAGUGAGCAAUUCUUAUUUUCCUCCUUUUUGGAAUUAAUGGAAUACGCAAUUGAUAAUGAAGUUUUAAAAGUUGGAUAUAAUGAAUGUGAAUGGAUGGAAAAUGCUGAAGUAAAUAUCAUUCCCAAAUGUAAAUCAUCUCUGAGAUCUCAAUGUAAAAGAGUCAUUAUGAAGAUAUUGAUAGAACUUAAAUACGAAGAAGAUAGUGAUUGA